Pungitius pungitius (ninespine stickleback) is the source of this 7972-nucleotide messenger RNA. It is a transcript of the gene znf292b, whose product is annotated as zinc finger protein 292b. NCBI's taxonomy places the organism in Eukaryota, Metazoa, Chordata, Actinopteri, Perciformes, Gasterosteidae. Gene Ontology annotation, biological process: regulation of transcription by RNA polymerase II. Gene Ontology annotation, cellular component: nucleus. The record is from RefSeq and is a predicted model, not a curated record. The transcript is spliced from 8 exons. Gene Ontology annotation, molecular function: DNA-binding transcription factor activity, RNA polymerase II-specific; DNA binding. The coding region runs from base 15 to 7346 and encodes 2443 amino acids.
AGCAGGGUGUGAAGAUGGCGGACGAGGAGGCCGAGCAGGACCGCAGUCCUGAGAACGGCACCAGAGAAACUAUCGUGGAGCUCGGCCAACGCCUGCGAGAGCUGCGGGAAGUCGUGGUCCGAGAAAGCGGCGACUCUCCGACCCAAUCCUCCGUGGAGUACUGCCAAGAGUUCUGCCGGACUCUGCUGGAGUACGCCGCCCGGUGGAGGACGGAGAAAGAGCCGAUGGCGCUGGUGGAGGUGUACAUGGUAGCGCUGCUGAGCUACGCCCAGGCCUCCCCGUACCUCUCGCUGCAGUGUGACAACGUCCCCGUCGUGGUGGAGCGGCUCUCGCUGAGUUUUGUGGAGCUUUUGCUCUCCCUGAAGACGGAUGUUCCGGAUGGCUUAUGGAAAGAAUUCAAGUCAUGCGUGCAGUUUGCUCGCAGUGCGCUGCAGGAGCACGGCAUCAGCCAGCUCACCCAGCUCGCCGCUCUGUGCCGGCACGACGGCGUGUGGACCGACGCGGUCCUGCAAGGCCUCCUGUCCAACCAAAACCUUCCGACGGAACAAGUCGAGGAGUUCCUGGUGCAGGAGGGGCUGGUGCUGUUGGAAAUGAGAGUGAGGCAGAUAAUGAAGGAGAACCAGCCGGGCAGGGCUGCACCGCUGGCCAAGGUGUGCUCCGAGUGUCCCGCGUUCCAGGGGAAGGGCCUCUUCAAGCAGAUGUACCUGGUGUGCCUGUGUGCGACCUCCGAACAGGACCAGCUGAUGGACGAGCUUUCCAAGGAGGACUGCCGCGACGUGUUGGAGAUGAUCUGCAACCUGGAGUCGGACAGAGACGAGAGGGCGGCGUUCAGCUUGUGCUCGGCCUUCCUCACGCGGCAGCUUCUCCAGGGCGACACGUACUGUGCAUGGGAGCUCACUCUGUUCUGGAGCAAGCUGUUGAAGAGACUGGAGCCGUCGGAGGCAGCCUUCCUCGACAGAUGUCGCCAGAUGUCUCUGCUCUCUAAAACCGUGUAUCACAUCCUGUUCCUCAUCAAGGUCAUCCAAUCAGAGAUCGACAGCGACGGGCUGCCGGUGUGCGUUGAAAUGUGCGUGCGGGCCCUGCGGAUGGAGUCGAGCGACGGGACCACCAAGGCCACCGUGUGCAAGACCAUCUCCUGCCUGCUGCCCACCGACCUGGAGGUGAAGCGAGCCUGCCAGCUGACGGAGUUCCUCCUGGAGCCCACGGUGGACUCCUACUACGCCGUGGAGACGCUGUACAACCAGCCGGAUCAGAAGGUGGAGGAGGAGAACAUGCCCGUUCCCAACUCGCUCCGCUGCGAGCUCCUGCUGGUGUUUAAAACCCAGUGGCCUUUCGACCCGGAGUUCUGGGACUGGAAGACGCUGAAGCGUCAAUGUCUGGCGCUGAUGGGCGAGGAGGCCUCGAUAGUGUCCUCCAUCGACCUGCUGAACGACACCGAGGACCCCGAGGAAGAGGAGGACCUCCUCAGCCAGGAGGCGCAGGGGAAUCCCCCGGACCACAUCCUCGGCGGCACCUACGAGCCGAACGCCGCCACCGACAGGAGGAGGAAAAACCGGGAGAUGAAGAAGCUGCGAGAGAAAGGCUUCAUCUCCGCCCGCUUCCGUAACUGGCAGGCGUACAUGCAGUACUGCGUGCUCUGCGACAAGGAGUUCCUGGGCCACCGGAUCGUGCGCCACGCCCAGACCCACCUGAGCGCCGGCGUGUACAGCUGCCCGAUAUGCACGCAGUCCUUCGCCUCGAAGGACACGCUGCUCCCCCACGUGACGUCGCACGUCAAACAGUCGUGCAAAGAGCGGCUGACCGCCAUAAAGACCAACAAGAAGCUAGCCGACCCCAAGGCGGCGGCGGCGGCGGCGCCCGCCAUCGCGGCGCUGAAGUCGCAGACUGUCAACAAGGCCCAGCAGAACGUGGCCUCCGCGGCUCAGAACGGGGGCUCCGGGCGCAGAGCUCCGGCCAAAGCCCCCCGCCGCAAAGUGAGCGACGGCGACGACAACGUGUGCCCCGUCGGGAAAUGCAAACGGAGCUUCAAGUUCUUAAAAAAUUUGCUGGCGCACGUCAGAGCUCACGGGGACAACGAGGAGGCCAAGUCCUUCCUGGAGAUGCAGAGCAAGAAGGUGGUUUGCCAGUACUGCCGCCGGCACUUCAUCAACGUCACCCACCUGAACGACCACCUGCAGGUCCACUGCGGCGUGAGGCCCUACAUAUGCAUCCAGCUGAACUGCAAGGCCAGCUUCCUGUCCAACACGGAGCUCUUCCUGCACAGGAAGACGCACGCGCUCUUCAAGGCCAGGUGCAUGUUCCCCAGCUGCGGCAAGAUCUUCAACGAGGCCUUCAAGCUCUACGACCACGAGGCGCAGCACUACAAGACGUUCACCUGCAGCGCCGUGGACUGCGGGAAAGUUUUCCAUUCCCAGCACCAGCUGGACUUGCACCAGGAGGGGCACGCCCGCCAGGGGGAGGAGAGCGCGUCGGCUGAAGAGGACGCGCAGCCCGGCCCCUCCCUCAUCCAGCAGAUGCUCUCCACCCGCUCCCCCGUCAAACAGGAGCGUCUCCAGGGAGGCCCGGAGCCCGCCGAGAGCUCGCUGACGGGGGCGGGGGAGGCACCGGGACGGCGGCGAGUCGAACAGGAGACGGGCUCCGCCCCCCUUCGGACGAACGGCUUGAAUCAUUCUUUCAUUCGGCCCGCGAGGUCCCACUUCCCCGACCCGGGCGGCCCCGCCUCCUUUAACCACGUGAGCCCCCCCCCACGGACUCAACCAGUGCCUCCCUCUGAAGCCGAUUCAGCUCACGUGUCACACAGCUGUAAUGCCGGCGUCCCGCCCCCGCGGCCCCAGAUGUUCCCCGGCAGUUCAAACACCGGGUCGACCAGCUGCAGCUCCUACUCGCAGUUGCCGGGGCAACAAGGGCCGAUGCAUACUAUCCGCCCGAUGACAUUGUCCCAAAAGUCCGUAGAGCCGGCGAUGUCGCAGCCGCUUCCCCCGGCGGUCGCCCCUCAGCCGCCGACAGGGAACCGGCCGGCGGGCGCCGCCCCCCCGCCGGGCCACCGGGAGCGCUUCCACUGUCCGUUUGAGUCGUGCACGCGGCACUACAGCUCCCACCGGAACGUGGUCAAGCACAUGAGGACGCUCCACGUGGACUUUUACCAGCGGUGGAAAAUCGAUCGGAUUAAAGUCCGGGUAAGCUACGCCCCGGCGCCGAGCGCGGCGGCAGCGCCGCCGCCCGCCGGGCCGCUCGCUCCGGCCGCCGCGCCUCAGAGCCAGCCGCCCGCCGCGCCGGCGGUCCAGAGGAGGAACGUCAUCCAGUCGCCGCCUUACAUCAAUAUGGGCGUGCGGUUGAACUGCUCGGCCCUCCAUUCCCAUUCCCCGUGUCCCCACAGGCAGAAUGCGUCCCUGCUGAUGGAGAAGGUUUUGAAUCCCAUCGUCCUCUCGCAGCUGGCGGCGGCGGGGGGGAAGACGCCGUCCCACGGCCCGGCUGCUCAAAGUUGGCUCCCGGCUCCGGCAGGCGAACCAAAUAAAAACUGCGUCUCUUCCCAAAUCUACCCUUCCAGGAUGCAAGUGGUCUCCAGCGGUGCCCCCCCGCCGCCGCCGCUCGGCGUCCCACCCUGCUCUGUGAUUGGCUCGGCUGCGAACAGAGCGUCAGAGUGCCUGCAAUCGCCAAUCGUGGAAAAACGACCCCGGCCGGUUCUGCCGUCGCCCGAGUCCCUCGCCACGGCGACGUCUCCCCAAGCGCAAAACCGCGUCUCUCCCUUUGCGUCACAGAUGCAAAGCGGCUCGGCCUCUUCCUCCGGGGCGCCCGAGAAAAGCAAAUCCAUGCAAAGCGUCGCGCAGACGGACUUCCCCCCCGCCUCUCACAGCGUGAGCCAAAACAACCUCCAACCUCAGAAGGGCCCGCCCAUCCCUGCAAACCCCGACGCUAAACAGAAGAAAGCCCGGAGGAACAAAAGGGCCAAAUGGCCGGCGAUCCUCCGGGACGGGAAGUACAUCUGCUGCAGGUGUUUCAGACAAUUCGACAGCCCAAACUCCCUCGGGGGCCACUUGUCCAAAGCCACCUGUAAACAAUUCGAAGAGUCGCAGCUCGCCACCGAGCUGCCGGCGUCCUUCCUCGACCUCCUCAACUCCGAGCAGGCGGCGAACGUGGCCCGCCCGCCCGUCACCAACGGCCCCGAUUGUCCGCAGGAAGCCCCGCCCACGUGUGACGGCGGCGAGACGAACGAGGACAUUCUCAAGCAGAUCAUGGCGGAGUCCAACAUGUCCGACCUGUUCGUCAACGCGCCGGCUCCCCAGUCGCUGUUCGGAAACUCUUGCGCUUCCUUUUUGGCCGGCGAGCGCUCCGUGAUACGCCACACGGAGAACGUCGCGGCCCUUCGCGCGGCGCCGCUUGCGGGCAGCGGCUUCCCCGACCCGAUUCUGGAGGAAAAACCUCCCUGCGCUCUUCCCGGAAGCGAGAGGUGCCGCUCCGACGCGGCCGCCCCGACACCAAAUUCGAGCCCAGCGGGGCGGGCGCCGUUACCCGCUAGUCGGCCCGGCGAGAAGGCCGAGACGCAAAGGACGCCGUCGGAGCACGGCGUUCACAAGAGGCUGCGGGAGCAGAUCCUGUCCGGACACUUUCAAAAGAGAAACCGCUCGUGCCAUCCCGGCCACCCUCACGCCAGCCCGGGCGCCGCGUCCUCCGGCCCGACGAGCCCUCCCCCCGACGACCACGGGCGCCAUCGAAUGUUCCGCGAGCCGGAGAGUCCCGGGCCGGUCGCUCACGAAUACCCUCCCAUCAUCCCGGGGACGGCUGCGGAAAUUGAACAGCUGCUGCGGACGGAGAGCUUCACCCGUUUCAGAGAGGAGGAGGCCGCCGCCGCCGCCCCGGGCCCCGCGCCCGCCCCGCCCGACGGCGCCGACCUCGAGCCGGGUCAGUUAUCCGCCGGCCAGCACCAGUGGAUGGCGGAAAUCCAGAGUGCGUUGGAGCGGCUCGACUUGGUCCGAGAGACGUCCGAGCAGCUGUCGGCUCCCGCGCCGCGGGGUAGCAUCCCGGCGCCGGGCCUCGCCGCCGCCGCUCACAAGAACUUCAUCAAGCCGUUCGCCUGCGAGAGCUGCCUGUUCAGCUCGGCGUCCAGUGAGGCUCUGUGGAAGCACCUCUCCAAGAGCCACAACUACUCCAUCGACAUGGUCAACGCCGUCAAGAAGAAGUACGGCAUGUACGCGCCUUUCAAGUGCCAGCGAUGCAGCAAGCGCUUCACCCGCAACUCCAACCUGCGCGCUCACUACGGCUCCGUGCACAAGCUGCUGGCCAAAGAGAUCGCCGACCUGGACGCCAUGCGCCGAGAGGCCAACGCCGCCGCCGCUCUCCAGAAACACCUGCCGGCGCCGCCGCCCGCUUCCCUCCAGGACGCGUCGCAGGCGUUUGCGUCGCUCGCUAACACGGACGCAGCUGACCCCGAGUGUCCCGCCGACGGGCGCUUCACGGCCAUCAGGCCCCCGCAGCCCGCUGCCACGGACCGCCGAGCGCCGAGUCCGCCGCCGCGAGCCCACGCCGCCGUGCAGUCGCCGCCGCACUGGUCCAAUCAGCCACGCCACGGCGGGAAACCCGUUUGUGCCCCUUCGCCCAAAGUGCCCGCUCCCCCCGCCAGGCCCCCGUCUCCCGAGAGCCCACCGGCCAGGCCCCCGUCUCCCGGCGGACGACCCGCCCUCGGCGCGCUCGAGGCCGCGGCGCAGCCGAGCGCCGACGUGAUCAGGAAGCCUAAAGAGAAGAAGCCGUACCGGGCCGCCAAGAGCCCGUACAGGCCGUACUGCUGCGUGCACCAGGGCUGCGUGGCCGCCUUCACCAUCCAGCACAACCUGAUCCUGCACUACCGGGCCGUGCACCAGUCCGCCCUGUCGGCGCUGGAGGUGAACAAAGAGCAGGAAGUGAGCGAAUGGCAGGACGAGGACUCCGCCGCCGACUCCGCGGAGGAGGAGGAGGAUCCCGAGGCGGCGUUCCCCCCCACCUCCGAGCUCAGGUGCCAAGUGAAAGACUGCUCUCGGGUUUUCCAGGAGGUGUCCAGCCUGCUGCAGCAUUACCUGCAGCUGCACGGCUUCAGCCUGGAGAAGGUCGGCAGCCUCUUGUCCGCCGUCAAGCUCGGCAAGUUCGCCUGCUGCCAGCGGGGCUGCGCGGCGUCCUUCACCGCCGCCUGGAAGUACAUCGCGCACGUCAAAGAGCAGCACAAGGACAUGAAGGUGGCCAAACCGGAGCUGUUCAACGGCGCGUUCAAGUGCGAGAUCGAAGGCUGCGACCGCACGUACGCCACAAAGUCCAACAUGCUCAGGCAUUUCAUGAAGAAGCACGAGGACCUCUACCGGAGCAAACUGAAGGGCCCGCCGAUAAAGGAAGAGAAGGUGAAAACCAACGCAAAGACGCUGCAUUACCAAAUCGCCAAGACCAGCAACGGGAAGGAAAACAUCGAGAGCAACAAGAAGAUCCUCCAGAAGGCCAGCGACAACCGGCGGGUGAGCAAGCUGCAGACCACCCUCUGGACCAAGUACGGGAAGCCCUCCCUGAAGUCGACGGUGGAGGCGUCGUCGCUGUGCACCAACGUGUUCCCCCUGCAGUACCCGUGCAUGAUCAAAGGCUGCGACUCGGUCAUGCGCUCGGAGCGCAGCGUCCUGAAGCACUACGUGGGCCACGGCCUGUCGGGGAAGUACCUGGAGCAGCAGAGGAGCCACUUCAUCUUCUGCAAGAAGUUCCCCCGCCAGAAGUGCCGCCCCGCCCGCAGCGACGACUCCAAGUCGGAGAACACCUCGGACGUGUCGGACGGCGAGCUGUCGGCCGGGCCCGGCCCGGAGGACGGGGUCGGCGCGGCGUACGGCUACUCCAAGCCCGUCCUGCGCAAGAGGGCCUCGGCGCGCUCCCCGGCCGCGCUGUUCGAGGCCAAGAUGUCCGCCGACGAGAGCUCCAACGGCUCCGUGGUCGUCAAGCGCAAGCGGGGCCGCCCGCGCAAAAUCGACGGGAAGUCGGCGAAGCGCAAGAAGAUCCCGCGCAGCACCAAGGUGGAGGUGGCGUACGGCCUGGCCGACGAGUCCGACUCCUCCUCCUCGUGCCCCGCCGGGAGCGCGCCGCUGGCCUCCUUCAAGCCCAUGGGGUUCGAGGUGUCCUUCCUGAAGUUCCUGGAGCAGUCGAACAAGUGCGAGCAGGCGAAGGCCGGCGUGCCGGAGGCGUGGCGGCGGGCGUGCGGCCUGAAGGACACCUGCGUCCGCUUCACCAACCGGCAGAACAUGAAGUCCCUGAGCAGGGUGAAGAUCGUGAUAGACGGGGCCUUCUCGGGGGUCACCGACCUCAUGUUGAGGCAGCUGCAGGACACGCGGCCCACCGUGGUCUUGUGAGCGCAGAGAAGAAGAAAAGACUGACUUUUUUUUUUUUUUUUCCCCAAAGUGGAACCUCAGGACCAGAAUGCGUAGAACUCUGCUGCAGACCGGUGCCCUACAUGUGAAAUGUUUUUAACACAUCCAGCUAUUUAAAAAAAAAAAAAACACAAAAAACCCUUUGAAUUAUACUGUAUGAUUUGUAGAUUUUUCUUUUUUUUUGAUGACGUAUUUAGCAUGUUAUUUAUGGACUUACAAAAGCGUCCUUGGACAUUGUUGAGAUGUUGGUGACUUUUUGGUGUCUUAAUAAUCCCUGUGGGACGUAGAGACGGAGACGGAGUGUGCCGUUGUGUAGUUUGUGAUUCAAAGAUGUUGAUUAUUGUGCGUUGCUUAUGUCACCCGCUGCCACCAGCAGACUUGAUAUUAAAUGAUCAGUUUUUUUACAAUCAGUUUGACAUAUUUUUCAUUUUUUGAUCGUUGUGAAUUUCUUUUGAGGGAAAAUCUUGAAUUAAAAAAAACAAAAACAAACGAGGCUCAAAGUCGCAGUCACAUGAUUUCUGAAAUUGAAACUGUUACUCUAAAUAAAAUGUUAUUUGCUUAUCUGAGCAAAGCCUGAAGUUAGAACACUUUAAUAUUAAACAUCAAUA